This is a messenger RNA of Xenia sp. Carnegie-2017, 1452 nucleotides long. RefSeq names its product golgin-45-like. Gene Ontology annotation, biological process: Golgi organization; Golgi to plasma membrane protein transport. Bases 281 to 1324 code for a protein of 347 amino acids. NCBI's taxonomy places the organism in Eukaryota, Metazoa, Cnidaria, Anthozoa, Malacalcyonacea, Xeniidae. The transcript has 8 exons. The record is from RefSeq and is a predicted model, not a curated record. Gene Ontology annotation, cellular component: Golgi membrane.
GUAUUCUUCGUGGUGGUCAGUGGUGGCAGUGCUGUUGGUCUACUCUAUUUAAAGUUACAAAAAUUCAAAAAUGUCAUACGUAUAAACUAAGCCUGGUCGAUUAUAUUUUUAUCAAAGAAACAAAACAGAUCUCUACUUUAAAAUCCACCUGGCUUCAAGUUAAGUGCAUAUUAUGAAGAGCCAGCCAUUCAAUAAUGCUCAGUACAUUUAGUCAGAAAACCCCGUGGAUCAUAAGCACAAUUAUGAUUAUGCAAAGUUACCAAGAUCAAGUGGAGAUGGAAUGGAAUCACAAAGUUUAUCAAAUGAUAACACCAAGUUGAUCAAUACUCCGUCACUGCAAAAAGAAAAAUUUUGUAAAUUCGAUGAUGUAAAGAACUGCAGCAAGUCAGCAGAUGGGCAGAAGUUUUUGCCCAAUGAAGGUUUUAGUCAUCUGACCAGCCUAAGUGGCAAUGUGUCUUCAACAUGUGUUGAACGAGAUGCUGAAUGCUUGGAUACUCACACUCUUAUUAAGGAUUUACAAACUCAAAAUUCCAAACUUACAAAAGAAAAGGAAGGGCUUUUGAAUAAACUGUCAGUGCAAAACAAGGUAAAUGCUGACCUGAAAAAAUUGUUGGUAGCAUCAGUUGGAGAAGACAUUGGAUUGAAGCUUCAGGAAAUGAGUGUCGACAAAGCUCAAUUUGAUACAAAAUUUGACCAUAUGGAAAGAAAAUGUGAGGAGUUGUCAGAAGAGCUCAGUAAAGUUUCCAUUGAAUGUGAUGUUUGGCGAAGCAAAUUUCUUGCAAGCAGAAUGAUGACUAAUGGACUGACUGAUGUCAAGACUUCUCUCUAUGUAAAAAAUCGCAAUUAUCGUAUUGCUCUACAGAAUCUGCUUGAAGAGCAAUCUGAUAUAAGGCAACAUUUACGAGCAACAAGCAGGCUUUUACAAGGGAUUCACAAGUCAACCAACCACAAUUUAUACAAAACAUUCAGUAACAAUUCCUGGCAACAGCUGCAGAAAAGUUCAAUUGUGGAGCUAUCUCAUAUCAAUUUUAGUUUGGCCGAAGAAAUUUGUCUAUCAAUAAAUCCAACUUACUAUUAUUUAUCAGGAGAUAUUAGUUCUGCUGAUGAAGAGAUGAUUCCAGUUGCCAAUCUUACUCCAGCUGAACAAAUGGUGUGUCAUGCAUUAAAGAAUGAUAGACAGGAUGAUGAGUCUAUAGGCUUGACAAUAAAUAAGUUAAGUAGACAGUACAUGGGAAAUAGUUUUGCUAGCAGAUUUCUGACCAAUAACUUUCGUAUAACAUUUGACUGCUGUGAGCGUUGCACUGGCCCUUUGAAAGUAGUAUGAUUAAUUCUUAAACAUUUUAGUUUAACUUUCCUGCUUGCAACAUUGAGCAUUGUAGCAUUUAAGAGUUAAUUGUGCAAAUCUUUGAAUUUCUACAUUUCUAAAAUUAAAACUAAGAAGUGAGAGACAAA